AUGGAAAAAAUGAUGGGUGCGCGAUCACAUCGUCAAGAAUCAUUAACGGAAAUGUUACCAAAGGUUGGAAAGCCGAGAUUUUGUCUUGUAGAUGAAGGCAAGAAGUUUACACCAGAGGACGCAGCAAAGUUAUUAAAUCGUCAGCCCCUGGCAUCAUUGCAGGAACAAGAGUUACGAAAAGAAUUAAUUAAACCAUUUACAUUAGAAGAAAAAACAAAGCAACAAUUGCAGACCACUAUAGUCAUUAGAAAAGAUCCCGAAAUUACAAAUAAACGAUUUAACUUUAGAUUUAAAAACAUUGGCGAA
Messenger RNA from Racocetra fulgida, 306 nucleotides. NCBI's taxonomy places the organism in Eukaryota, Fungi, Glomeromycota, Glomeromycetes, Diversisporales, Gigasporaceae. The record is from the annotation of a GenBank genome assembly.